AUGGCGCUGGGCACUAGGAAGGAUCCCUUCUUCUUCAGGGCAGGGCAGGGUACGCAGUACGCAGGGUACUGUCCCGCAGAGGCUGCCUCUCUGGUGGACUCCGUUUUUAAGUUUGAAUAUGACCGAACACGGGACCAGGCAAUGAAUAACACAACCGGCUUGGCAUUAGCAGAUGGUAGCCGGAAGGAUUUACCGGCGCUCCGAGCUUUGACCGGGUCCCUCCUGGCGCUGCUUAUAAUUUGGACGCUUUUCGGCAAUUUAACGGUGUGCGCAGCCGUUUGUCGCUUCCGCCACCUGCGCGCCAAGGUAACCAACAUCUUCAUCGUGUCCCUGGCUCUAUCGGACCUCCUAGUCGCCGUGCUGGUGAUGCCAUGGAAAGCAGUGGCUGAGGUGGCUGGUUUCUGGCCGUUUGGAGGGUUCUGUAAGCCCUGGCUGGCCUGCGACAUCAUGUGCUCCACGGCCUCCAUCCUCAACCUGUGCCUCAUUAGCGUGGACCGAUACUGGGCCAUCUCCAGCCCUUUCCUUUACGAGAGGCGCAUGAACAAGAUGCUGGCCUCUGUGAUGAUCGGAGUGACCUGGACUGUGUCAGUGAUAAUCUCCUUUGUCCCCGUGCAGCUGGACUGGCACCGUACGGAGAUAGGUGAUCCGGCUGGGGAGGCUUUUGUCCUUAACGCUGAGGGUGUUGAUGGGAGAUGUGACUCCAGCCUGAGCCGGACUUACGCCAUCUCCUCCUCCCUCAUCAGCUUCUACAUCCCCGUGUUUAUCAUGAUUGUCACAUACACGCGCAUCUAUCGGAUAGCCCAGCAGCAGAUCCGGAUUAUUUCCUCCCUAGAGCGUGCAGCGGAGCACGCGCAGAGUUGUCACUUGGACGUACCCGAACUUUGUUCUCACCUGUACACUGAACUCAAAGUCUCCAUCAGAAAAGAGACGAAAGUUCUCAAAACUCUCAGCAUCAUCAUGGGGGUUUUUGUUUGCUGCUGGUUACCGUUUUUUAUCCUGAACUGCGCUCUGCCCUUCUGUCCCGGACCAGAGGAGCCUGUGGCGCUGCGGGGCCCUUACUGCGUCAGUGAGAAAACCUUCGACGUCUUCGUGUGGAUCGGCUGGAGCAAUUCGUCUCUUAACCCGGUCAUCUAUGCCUUUAACGCGGACUUCAGAGACGCCUUUUUUCGCCUGUUGCGCCUCCGCGGACAAGGCUGCUGCUCCACGAUGAGCGCGGCGGUGGAGACGGUGAUGGCGAGCAACGAGGCCGGACACCUGAAGCCGGAGAGCCCGCUGAACAUGAACCAGGAAGUCUAUGCCGUGAAGACCAGGGGCAGCGAGGACAGUGGGAACACAACGGUGACCCUGUUAUAUCUCAGAGGAACCACCUCUGAGCAGGUGAUGGACACUGAAGAAAGUAAAGACAACCACAGACUGACGCAUAUACCGAUAUAA
This is a messenger RNA of Notothenia coriiceps (black rockcod), 1434 nucleotides long. Its product is annotated as D(1) dopamine receptor-like. The transcript has 3 exons. Gene Ontology annotation, cellular component: plasma membrane. The coding region runs from base 1 to 1434 and encodes 477 amino acids. Gene Ontology annotation, biological process: G protein-coupled dopamine receptor signaling pathway; positive regulation of MAPK cascade; adenylate cyclase-activating adrenergic receptor signaling pathway. Gene Ontology annotation, molecular function: dopamine neurotransmitter receptor activity, coupled via Gs; G protein-coupled receptor activity. The record is from RefSeq and is a predicted model, not a curated record. Lineage: Eukaryota; Metazoa; Chordata; Actinopteri; Perciformes; Nototheniidae.